Molecule: messenger RNA, 2070 nt
Organism: Thermothelomyces thermophilus ATCC 42464
Lineage: Eukaryota; Fungi; Ascomycota; Sordariomycetes; Sordariales; Chaetomiaceae
Product: glycerol-3-phosphate dehydrogenase
Exons: 2
Coding region: 1-2070 (689 amino acids)
Biological process (GO): glycerol-3-phosphate metabolic process
Cellular component (GO): mitochondrion; glycerol-3-phosphate dehydrogenase (FAD) complex
Molecular function (GO): glycerol-3-phosphate dehydrogenase (quinone) activity
Source: RefSeq, a predicted model, not a curated record
AUGUCGAGGUUCGCGAAAGCACGGCGCCUGAUACCGCCGCUCGCCGUCGCCGGCGCGGCGGGCGGUGUUCUCUACUACACGUACCGACCCCGAAACAUUCCCGGAUACGAGGGCCCCGUGGUCCCGCCGCCCAUCUAUGGCGCCGACGGCACCUUCAAGCUGCCUCGUUUCCCCCGCGUCAAGUCGCGCCUUGAGCAGAUCGCCGACCUGAAGAAGAGCAGCAGCGGGGUUGGGGGCGGGGGCGAGGGCAAGGGCGAGGGCGAGGGCGAGGAGUACGACAUCCUGGUCAUCGGCGCCGGCGCGACGGGCUCGGGAGUCGCCCUCGACGCCGCCACGCGUGGGCUCAAGGUGGCCGUGGUCGAGCGCGGCGACUUCAGCUGCGGGACCAGCAGCAAGAGCACCAAACUCGUCCACGGCGGAGUGCGCUACCUCGAGAAGGCCGUAUGGAACCUGGAUUACGCCCAGUACGAGCUGGUCAAGGAGGCGCUCAAGGAGCGCACCUACUUCCUGCAGACCGCGCCGCACCUCAGCAGCUGGCUCCCCAUCAUGCUGCCGCUCGACCGCUGGUGGAAGGUCCCCUACUACUGGGCGGGCACCAAGUUCUACGACUUCCUCGCCGGCAGCGAGGGCAUAGAGAGCUCCUACUUCCUGACCAAGAGCAAGGCCAUCGACGCCUUCCCCAUGCUGAAGCAGACCGACCUCGUCGGCGCCCUGGUCUAUUACGACGGCGCCCACAACGACUCCCGCAUGAACGUGUCGCUCGCCAUGACGGCCGCCCUGUACGGCGCCACCGUCGUCAACCACAUGGAGGUCACCGGGCUCCUCAAGGACGACAAGGGCAAGCUCUGCGGAGCCACCGUCAAGGACAAGAUUCCCGAGAGGGACGGCAAGCCGGCCGAGGAGUUCGGCAUCCGGGCCAAGUGCGUCAUCAACUGCACGGGGCCCUUCACCGACAGCAUCAGGAAGAUGGACGACCCCAACUGCAAGGAGAUCGUCGCUCCCGCCUCGGGCGUGCACGUCAUCCUGCCCGGCUACUACAGCCCCGGCAAGAUGGGCCUGAUCGACCCCGCGACGUCGGACGGCCGGGUCAUCUUCUUCCUGCCCUGGCAGGGCAACACCAUCGCCGGCACCACGGACGAGCCGGCCGUGGUGUCGACGAACCCGCUACCGGACGAGAAGUCGAUCCAGUGGAUCCUCAACGAGAUCCGCCACUACCUCUCCCCGGACAUCAACGUCCGCCGCGGGGACGUGCUGGCCGCCUGGUCCGGCCUGCGCCCGCUCGUCAAGGACCCCAAGGCCAAGAACACCGAGUCGCUCGUGCGCAGCCACCUCGUCGACAUCUCCGAGUCCGGCCUGCUCACCUGCGCCGGCGGCAAGUGGACCACGUACCGGCAGAUGGCCGAGGAGUGCGUCGACGCCGCCAUCAAGGCCUUCAACCUCCAGCCGAAACCGGUCGUCAACGCGCCCCGCGUCAGCGGCACCGAGAACGUCGACGACGGCGCCAACCUCGACGGCACCUGCCAGACCCACCGCGUGCGCCUCAUCGGCGCCCACGGCUGGAGCCGCACCCUCUUCAUCCACCUGAUCCAGCACUUCGGCGUCGAGACCGAGGUCGCCAAGCACCUUACCGAGAGCUACGGCGACCGCGCCUGGACCGUCGCCGCCUUGUGCCGCCCCACCGACAAGCGCUUCCCCGCCCGCGGCGAGCGCAUCUCGCAGCUCUACCCCUUCGUCGACGGCGAGGUCCGCUACGCCGUCCGCCACGAGUACGCCCAGACGGCCGCCGACGUCCUCGCCCGCCGCACCCGCCUCGCCUUCCUCAACGCCCAGGCCGCCCUCGAGGCCCUCCCCAAGAUCAUCGACAUCAUGUCGCAGGAGCUCGGCUGGGACAAGAAGAGGCAGGACUUCGAGUGGAACGAGACCGUCAAAUUCCUCGAGUCAAUGGGCCUGCCCCAGCCUAUGCUCUCGGUCACCCGGAAGCAGAUCGAGCAGGGCAAGAUCGACUGGAAGUCUUCGCUCGAGUAUCGCAUGUACUCGCGACACGAUAAGCCGGUCGACGAGGAGGAGUAG